CUGAUAGGCUGAAAUUCUUAUUCUCUGUUCUCUGUUCCCUGUUCCUUUUAUUGUGCGGAACCCCUAACCGCAAAAUGCUGCCGCGCACUACUGCCCCUUGAUAAAGUAGAUGUAAACUACAUAGCUCUGAAGGCAUUAUGUGCUACUUGGAAUCAAAUUGAAAUCAGAUAUCGCGCGAGAUGUAGUCAUCCAAUGGCAGGCCAUUGGAUAAUCUUAGUUAUAUGGUGCACAGAGACUGCGCUACAUUGCGGGAUGCUGUAUAAUCAAUACUGUCAUGCUCCGGACCAAAAAGCGGAAUCGAGAAACUGCGUGUCAUCUAACAUCAUGAAAACUGAAAGACAUACUUGUGCGCCAAAUAUCGAUGAUUUACCCGUGGGAGAAUCGAUCGAGGAGAUUGCCGAAUCUGUAGAUGAGUUACGAGAGAAGCUCGCCAAUAUGAAGAAGCUCAUGAUAGAGCGAAAGGGCACUACACUGGGAGAGAUCAGUGCUCGGAAAAGGAAAGAAGCUUCUAAUAUGAUAGAUGGCAAUCUCUUGUCCUGGAUUUUUGGAUUGGCUCUUAUGGGAAUCCUGAUUGUUAGCUCCUAUGCUUUUUAUAAUCUGUAUUACGCAGUACUAAAGAGAUUCCCAUCUCAUCAUACUGAACUAUAAGGAGUGGGCGUAGAAUAAAAAGGAGCAAAACCCAAAAUUUUCGCAAUUCUUAACAUUACAAAAAAUCGGCCUUGCUUAAUUUCCCCACCAGACAUUUCAACGAGGAAAAUGCUUCCUCAUGUUCUUUUCGCUACAAACUUUUUGACCACUUUUUUCAGAAAAAGAAAUAAUAUUUUUUAAAAACUGUUAAUUUACUCGAAGGCACUAAUGCGCAUUGGUGCAUAUUAAAUCUGUUGUACAUUUUAAUUUGAAUGUAAUAAUAAAAUACAAAUAUUUCGUAUUAUAAAAUACAUAUGCUACUUAACAGCAUAAAUGUAUAUUGAUUAGAAGUUUAAAAGUAGUUUAAAAAUUUAUUUCGCGAUUAACUCGGUUUUAUUUAUACUAAACACACAUCAAUUUGUGUAUGAUGGCUUCAAUAAUCAAUACUAGAGCGUUGAACCAAAUUCACUAUACAGUAUCCAAGUAAUUAAUGAUUAAAAAUAAAAACAAAUAUCUAAAGACUUAGAGAAUUCAAAAUUUCAGAAUGCAAUAAACAGGGCAAUGAGCCAAGCUGAUAUCAGUGUAUAAUUAAAAUUAAUGUAUUGACAAAUUCAAAUGCAAUAUAAAUAUUCCAAGCGUUUCGAUUCAUACUGAGCCAUCAUUAAUGGGUGAAAACUUACAAUUCUGAAUAUAUUAUAUAUAUAAUCGAUGCCUUAAUAAAAAUUCCUUUACAAAACUUAUCCCACAUUAAAUAAAAUGCACCUGAUCUUCAUAUGUAUAUCCAUAAAUGUCGAAAAAACAUCGCUCGCAAUUGAUGGACAAAAUUCUUAAUUGUACGAAGAAAAGUCGACAGUUCAUGGAUGUAAACAGAAAUCCAAAAUAAUACAGACCGACAAAAUUUAGGUGGGGUUUUGUGCUUUGAACUUUGAAAGAUGUUUCCAGGAUUUUGAUGCACUGAAAAUGACUACAUUGUCUGUUUUUUUCAUUACUAUCCAUUUUUUAAAUAAUCGCAA
Trachymyrmex cornetzi is the source of this 1640-nucleotide messenger RNA. RefSeq lists its product as uncharacterized. Bases 193 to 648 code for a protein of 151 amino acids. The transcript is spliced from 3 exons. The record is from RefSeq and is a predicted model, not a curated record. Lineage: Eukaryota; Metazoa; Arthropoda; Insecta; Hymenoptera; Formicidae.